Molecule: messenger RNA, 1181 nt
Organism: Podarcis raffonei (Aeolian wall lizard)
Lineage: Eukaryota; Metazoa; Chordata; Lepidosauria; Squamata; Lacertidae
Gene: SMCO4
Product: single-pass membrane protein with coiled-coil domains 4
Exons: 2
Coding region: 288-617 (109 amino acids)
Source: RefSeq, a predicted model, not a curated record
GCCACAGAGAGCCAGAUCAGAAACGUGCGUGUGUGAUGCGGAAGAUCUAUUGCAUUUUUAAAAAGGAGGAGAAAGGCAGCCUCAUUUCCAUACAUGAAGCCAAUUGGAUGGAGCUGUUCUGAUGCCUCUUCCCUAUCAAGCACAGGAUUCCACCUGGAAAUUCCAAUCCUGGCAACAGAUUCCCUCAGCAACCAACUAUCCGUAGCUCAGUCUUUUUUGCACCAGAGAACAGCAUCCGUUAAGAGUCUCUUCAUUCAAAUUCAGGAUAAAUCAGUCGCGCAGGCCUCAUGUUCGCUGUUUUAAAUACAAGAAUUCCUCAAAAUCGGGAGGGAAAGAACUUUCGGCUCGAAGAGGCGCUUCUUCGUUCGCAUCCCGGCACAACCUUGAUUCCCGUUAGUUCGUUUUGGCUGAUUGACGGCGAGUCCCGGAGGAGGAGAAUGAGACAGCUGAAAGGGAAGCCCAAAAAAGAGACGUCGAGAGACAAAAAGGAACGGAAACAAGCCAUGCAGGAAGCACGACAGCAGGUCACGACCGUGGUGCUCCCUACGCUGGCCGUGGUUGUGCUUUUGAUCGUGGUCUUUGUGUACGUGGCGACCCGCCCAAACACAACGGAAUGAUGCGGCUGUCGAACUCCGCCGCAACUUUUGCCUCCUCUUCUGCCCAAUGCCAAAACCAAACCAAAAUGAAAAGCCCCCAAACGGAGGAAGAGAAAGACAGCCUUUUCUCUAUCUCCGAGUUCAUAAUAAUAAUAAUCCUUUUGCAAAAAGAAAAAAGGAAUCUUCUUUCUUUGACUUGAACCAAACUCCACAGUAAACACAGAACGUAUUUGCCACCAUGGCACAAAAUAAGUUUUCUCGCCCAGCUCAUGUGCCUUUUUGACUUUGAGGGGGGAGCGCAAGGACCCCUCCCCAUUUUUGAACCCUUUUGUCAUAAGGGGCGGGCGGGCGGGUCACUGUUGCUUUCGAAAAUUUCUAUAAAUCGAGUUUGAGCCUAUCAAUUUGUCGGCAACAUUGCUAGUGUUGUUACCAUGAGUCGUUGUACGUUGGCUUUGCAACUUUCCAAAGAAACGAAACUGCCCCCCCCACCCCCUUUCAGAAUGUUAUAAUGGCAUUUGGAAAACUUUGACUAAUAUAUAUACAUAUAUUUAUUUUUGGAAUAAAGAAGAUGAGUCUUGCAUAAAA